AUGGCCGAGACGAUGCCUAAAUGUGAGGCAAAUGGCCAUCACAAAAUCAUUAUAAACAAAGAAGCCCCGAAUGUUCCUUUCUACACUCCAGUUCAAGAUCCACCAGCAGGAACACCAUAUGAUGUUCAGCCUGAAGGAAGUCUAUUUUCCCCUCUUAAAUUGAGAAACCUGACUCUUCACAACCGGAUUUUCGUAUCCCCAAUGUGUCAAUAUUCAGCAAAGGAUGGUGUCACGACCCCCUGGCAUAAGCAGCACUUGGGCAGUUUCGCAGCACGAGGUCCGGGCCUCAUCGUUACAGAAGUCAAUGCAGUCUCACCAGAGGGGCGAAUCAGUCCGGAGGAUGCAGGUAUCUAUGAUGAUGGACAGCUUGGACCUCUUCAAGAUAUUGUGGACUUUGUUCAUAGCCAGGGCGCCAAGAUUGCGAUUCAGAUGGGCCAUGCCGGGAGAAAGGCGAGCACAGUCGUACCAUGGCUGGAUCGCAAGAACACUGCUUUCAAAGAGGCGAAUGGGUGGCCUGAUGAGGUGGUCGCACCAAGUGCAAUUCCUUACAGCCCAGAGUCUGUCGUCCCCAAGGAGAUGACCAAGCAUGAUAUCUCAAAGUUCAAGCAAGACUGGGUCGCCGCUGUGAAGCGUGCCGUCAAAGCCGGCUUUGAUGCCAUUGAAGUCCAUGCUGCCCAUGGCUACCUCAUCAACUCAUUCCUCUCCCCAACCUCUAAUCAGAGGACAGAUGAGUAUGGAGGCUCCUUCGAAAACCGCAUCCGUCUACUUGUUGAGAUUGUCCAACUGACCCGCGAGACUGUCCCUCAAGGGUACCCCGUUUUCGCCCGCAUUCCCGGGACUGACUAUCUUGACUUCGAUCCAUCUCUACCUCAGUGGCAUAUCGAAGAAGCAGCACUCCUCGCAAAGAUUCUUGCAGAUAACGGAGUAGACCUGCUUGACGUCACUGGUGGUGGCUUGGAUAGCCGUCAAAAAAUCAAUUCCGGCCCUGGGUAUCAAGUUCCGUGGGCUGCUGCUGUCAAGAAAGCUGUCAAGGGCACUGGGACCGCUGUAACUUCUGUAGGAAUGAUCACUUCCGGGAAGCAGGCUCAGAGCUACCUUGACGAUGGCUCUGUGGAUGCGGUCUUUGUUGGACGCGGCUUUCUCAAAGAUCCCAACCUGGUGUGGCACUGGGCCGAUGAACUGAACAUUGACAUUCACGUUGCUGCUCAAUACGGAUGGGGUUUCGGGAUCACCCGUACUCAUAGGCCGAGCAAGCACUAA
Fusarium venenatum is the source of this 1260-nucleotide messenger RNA. RefSeq lists its product as uncharacterized. The record is from RefSeq and is a predicted model, not a curated record. Gene Ontology annotation, molecular function: NADP binding; FMN binding; NADPH dehydrogenase activity. Gene Ontology annotation, cellular component: intracellular anatomical structure. NCBI's taxonomy places the organism in Eukaryota, Fungi, Ascomycota, Sordariomycetes, Hypocreales, Nectriaceae.